Messenger RNA from Silurus meridionalis, 545 nucleotides. RefSeq names its product cytochrome b-c1 complex subunit 7 (gene uqcrb). The record is from RefSeq and is a predicted model, not a curated record. NCBI's taxonomy places the organism in Eukaryota, Metazoa, Chordata, Actinopteri, Siluriformes, Siluridae. The coding region runs from base 126 to 455 and encodes 109 amino acids. Gene Ontology annotation, biological process: mitochondrial electron transport, ubiquinol to cytochrome c. The transcript is spliced from 4 exons.
AUAUAAUAAUGCAGCUCACGGUCUCUGGUAUUGGUCGCGCUGUUAUUACGUAUAUGUAACACACUGUCGCUGGCUGUAACGUCACAAAUUCCCCACAAUCCUUUGCCGCGUCCCUGAGACCGAAAAUGGCGUCGAAGGCACCAGCGACUGGAAGGCUGUUGUUGGGCUUCAGGAAGUGGUACUACAACGCAGCCGGGUUCAACAAACUCGGCCUGAUGCGAGAUGACACUAUAUAUGAGAACCCCGAUGUGAAGGAGGCCAUUCGCCGGCUCCCAGAGCCACUCUAUAACGACAGAGUGUUCCGCAUAAAGAGGGCCCUCGAUCUCUCCUUGAAGCAUCAGAUUCUUCCCAAGAACCAGUGGACAAAAUUUGAAGAGGAUCUGCCAUACCUUGAGCCCUACUUGAAGGAGGUUAUUCGUGAAAGAACAGAAAUGGAAGAGUGGCAAAAGAAAUAGAAUAAAAUGGGGAGUGGUUGCUCUCUUGUAUUUAAAAUAACGUUUAUAACGUGUGACAUCCAUGUACUUAAUAAAUUUGAUUUCUGUCAA